Ruditapes philippinarum (Manila clam) is the source of this 1609-nucleotide messenger RNA. Its product is annotated as venom protease-like. Gene Ontology annotation, biological process: proteolysis. Lineage: Eukaryota; Metazoa; Mollusca; Bivalvia; Venerida; Veneridae. Bases 16 to 681 code for a protein of 221 amino acids. The record is from RefSeq and is a predicted model, not a curated record. Gene Ontology annotation, molecular function: serine-type endopeptidase activity. The transcript has 3 exons.
CAUUUUCUCUCACAGAUGAAUGUUUUUCUAAGUGAUUACGAUAUUUUGGAAGAGGACACAAACGAGAUUUGGCCAGUCGUUCACGAUGUUAUGAUUCAUGACAAGUAUACGGGAGAGGAAAUAGAAAAUCUUGGGAUUCAUGCUAACGACGUAGCCUUGCUGGAUUUUGGGCAGAAAGAAUCCGAACGACCAGUCUUAAAUAAAUAUUUGCGACCAAUUUGUGUCGCAACAGCUAAAGAUUCUCUUAAAGCUGCGAAGACGUACUUCAGAAUAUCGCAGUCAUUCUCGAGUCAUAUCAACACAUUCACCGCCGGGUGGGGUAAUGCACCAGAUAACAUACAUCAUACAAGUCUACUACAUUCAAAAAUGAUGCAGAAUCAGAGGCAUGUUGUGAAACAAAAGUAUUGCAAGAGGAGGUACGAGAAUAUUGACUUGCAUCGCUUUUUCUGCGUUGGAGAGGAUUUUGAAGAAAGUGACUCGUGCAUGGGUGACAUUGGAGGUCCAUUCAUGGUACAGAUGCACGACAAGAGGUUCUUCAGCCUAGGCCUAGCACUGAAAACACGGGAUUGCAAAGUGAAGAACAACUACAGUAUUUUCCUAAAUCUUCUACACCCCACAGUCAGUGAAUGGAUCAAUCGUGUAUUAGAUGGGUGUAACAAGUUCGGAAGCAAAGAUGAUUAAAAGUUUUACGAGCAACCUGAUUAAUAUCUGUAUAUCUGGGUUUUUUUUGUUGGUUUUUUGUAGAGUUUUGUUUGCUUACAAUGUAAUCUUGCCUUUAAGUCAUGCAUUAACGAACUGUCAGUAAAAUAAUUCUCUUCAGAAAUUAGUCAUUAAUUUUCUCUCUAAACAUUUGUCAUAAUUUUAAUGCACACAUUGUGGUAGAAUUGUUUUAAAGCAUAGUAUAUUGUAUCUGCAUUCUUUUAGAAUGCAUGUUUCAUCUUAUCAAGAUUUCGUUUAUCAAAGAUUCGUUACAUCAAAGAUUCGUUAUAUCAAAGAUUCGUUACGUCAAAGAUUCGUUAUAUCAAAGGUAUCAAUGUGUUAAUGCUUUAUUAAAUCAAUGCUUUAUAGUAUCAGUGCUUUAUUGUAUCACUCUUUCUUUGUACAAGUAUUUCGUUUCAUCAAUGUGUCGCUGUAUCAUUGUUUCGUUAAAUCAAUGUAUCGUUAUUUCAGUACUUAAUUAAUCUGUCUUCCAUUCUAACAAUAUCUAUGAUUUUGUACAAAUAUAACGUUGUAUAAGUGUUUUUAUUUUAUCAAUAUUUCUCUCUGUGCCAAUGUUUCUUUGUAUCAUAAGAAUAUUUUAUAUUAAUGUACUGUAUCAAUGUUACACUAUAUCAAUGUUUCAUUUUAUCAAUUUUUAGUGGUAUCAAUGUUUCGUUUUAUCCAUGUUUCGUUCUAUCAGUGUUUCGAUAUAUCAAUGUUUUGUUGUAUCAAUGUUUCGUUUUACCCAUGUUUCGUUGUAUCAGUGUAUCGUUAUAUCAAUGUAUCAUUGUAUCAGUGAUCCUUAGUAGUAAAGUUUUGCUGUAUCAAUGUUUCGUUUUGUCAAUGUUUUACUGCAUUAAUAUUUUGUUGCUUCAAUUCUUUUUACAAUAAAUAAGUAAGUAUCAAUACA